AUGUCUGCUCGUCGUUAUCGAUCGACUGUGGCAUGCCACUCCUGCCGCUCACGCAAAGUCCGAUGCAGCAUCAACGUCACCGGGAUCCCGUGUAUUCGCUGCGCUCAGGAUCACGCACAAUGCGUGGUGGAUCCGCCAAAUGAGACGACUCGAGCAAAUCGUCGCAAUGGAUUGAGGAGACAGCGACCGCGCGCGGCUACCAGCAGUCCGUCUAAUCGCGUUGAGACAUAUAUUGAGAAUGAUACCUCAACUCUUCAGAGGCACACUACAGACUCACCUGCGCAUACCUCAAGGUCUACCAGUCAACAUGACAUUCAAGAUGAAGAGCGCAAUGGUCUCGAAAUCGCCGCCGCCGCUUUAGGCAACCCGGAGAGAGCAGGGCAGGUUCCUUUUUAUACCGGCGAUAAAACAGGGAUAACAUCAACGUUAUCACUCCUCUCCUCAGGAGAGUCUCUGCCCCAACAUCUUCUUAUCCCAUCACGAGCUUCGGGGACGUCUCUAUCAGACCAGGACCGGCACUAUCUCGCAAGCAAGGGUGUCUUCAAUCUACCCAGCAGUGACGCCUGCCAAUGUCUUCUCGAAGCGUACCUCCGCCACGUCCACACUAUUAUGCCGAUUAUCGAAGCGGAUCGGAUCCUGCACUUUUUACAGACUGGGAGGCUUCAUGAGUAUAACCUGCUUCUGGUGUGGAGUGUGUUUUUCGUUGCCGUGAACUUUGUCCCGUCGAGUAUAUGCGAGCAAGCAGGAUAUGACUCCAAAAAAGCAAUGAAAGCGGCCAUGUACGGACACGCCAAGUGCCUCUACAACAAUAGCGGCGAGAGAGAUAAGAUCGUUCUGCUCCAAGCCUCUCUCUUGCUAGGUUUCUGGCACUCCGAAGCUGAUGAGCAUUCGCAGCCUUGGUAUUGGAGCGGCGUAUCUGUCAGUCUUUGCCAGAUGCUGGGGCUACAUCGCAACCCGGACACGCCAAGAUACAACGGAGCCAUCAUUGACCGGCAGCGGCAACUGUGGCGUCGCCUCUGGUGGACAUGUUUCCUUCGCGACCGAUGGUUGAGCCUCACUCUAGGCCGACCGCUGCGCAUCGAUCUUGAUGACUGCGACGUUCCCAUGCCAUCAGUGGCAGAUAUGCUUUACGACUUCAAGGAAGUGGCCGCAUCCGCCUUCGCGGCUUUUGUUCCAGACGACCUUCCCCUUCUAGCCGAGUAUUGGAUUCGAUUGAUAGACCUCAGUAAGCUCCUGGGCUCCGUAGUGACGCUAAGCUAUAAAGCAGUCCGUCCACGGCCCUCUUUCGAACAGAUCAAGGCUCUUGAGACAGAGAUCCUUCGUUAUAAACCUCCAGAACAAGGUGCCCCCAGCUUAAAUCGAGCCACGCGGUUCUAUUUGCAUCACCUUCAACUCCAUUACGAAGCACUCCUCAUCGUCCUCUACCGACCAUGCCUGACUGAGCUACCGAAUGACCUCUCCUCUACCAACCAGCAAUGGCAGGAAAGCAUUUGGCACAAAGCCGAUGCCGCGGCAUCCCGCACAAACGAUAUCCUCGAGGCCCUGGCCCAAGAAAGCCUACUCGAAUAUGCCCUGCCAAUGACCCCCCCACUCCUCAUUCCUGCAAUGCAAAUGCAUCUCUUAAACUGCCGCUCGGGAACGUCCCUCUCACGGCGUCUCCGUCUCAACAAACUUAACGCCUGUAUGAUGGUCAUGGAGGAGUUUCAGAAGGUAUAUACCGUGGCGUCUAUUUAUCGCGGCAUCUUCGCCAAGGCCAUCCAACUCAUCUGUUCUGAGGGUGCUAGUGCCGGUGGAAGUGCCAACGAGAGCACAGUGCCACAUCGGGAUAGUUCUUCAAAUCCUCACGUGGGAGCAUCUGCAUCUGCAUCUACACAAGUACCGGUACCGGCACUAGUUCAACCCGGUGCCGUUGGCGAAGCACAUGCUCAUCAGGCUGUGGCUGGUGGCCCGGUUGUCGGCCCAGACCCUGUCUCAGGAAAUGAUCUAACUGACAUGGUCGAUGCCCUGUUGGACGAGUCGUUGCCCUUUAAUUUCUGGGAAACAUGGGGACAGAUGUGGGUCGAGUAG
Messenger RNA from Aspergillus mulundensis, 2067 nucleotides. Its product is annotated as Zn(II)2Cys6 transcription factor. Gene Ontology annotation, biological process: regulation of DNA-templated transcription; DNA-templated transcription. Gene Ontology annotation, molecular function: DNA-binding transcription factor activity, RNA polymerase II-specific; DNA binding; zinc ion binding. The transcript is spliced from 7 exons. NCBI's taxonomy places the organism in Eukaryota, Fungi, Ascomycota, Eurotiomycetes, Eurotiales, Aspergillaceae. The record is from RefSeq and is a predicted model, not a curated record. The coding region runs from base 1 to 2067 and encodes 688 amino acids.